Phycodurus eques (leafy seadragon) is the source of this 3721-nucleotide messenger RNA. RefSeq lists its product as uncharacterized. The record is from RefSeq and is a predicted model, not a curated record. NCBI's taxonomy places the organism in Eukaryota, Metazoa, Chordata, Actinopteri, Syngnathiformes, Syngnathidae. Gene Ontology annotation, biological process: spermatogenesis. Gene Ontology annotation, cellular component: cytosol; nucleus. Bases 208 to 831 code for a protein of 207 amino acids. The transcript has 4 exons.
GGAGCCAACCCACGUGGUCGCGGAAACACACACCGAGCAGGCGCGCGCGCGCGCGCGCGCACGCACACAUGCGCGCACACGCCAAGCCAGCAGCGCCCGACUUUUUAUGAAUGAACAAUAGCUGCACGCGCAUCUCUUUCCGAGGGCCAUUCGGCGUGUUUUAAGGGUCUUUUGAGAGGUCUUCUCGGAAUCCCAGGAAGUGGAGCCAUGUUCCGGAGAAGCAAGAGUCAAGUGUUGGUGGAUUACGCGUCGGACGAAGACGACACGUCUUGCCGCUACGAGGACAAAGGCAUAGAAGGAGAAAAAGAGGAAGCCAUCACAGUCGUAUCCAAGGCCAAGGUGAAGAAGAUGAUGUCCAAGAAGGAGAGGAAGGACAAGAAGAUGUUCUCCUCAAAAGACGAUGAACACUUUUUGUUGACGAGAGAGACGCCAGCGCAGCGCCGAGGGAAUGACAAAAAAGUGAAAUGCGAGAAGCCUGACAAAGCUCUUUGCUUCUGGGAAAGCGUCACCAUGACGAUGAGGCAGAUCUCACCCGCCAAAAAAACGGACAAAGCCGAAGGCCGGGAGACGCCUCGAUCCCGGAAAGACGACGGCGGCGCCCCGGAGGACGACGACGGCGAGCCAAACGGACGCUCGUCCUCGCCGCCUUUCGUCGACCCUUCGGCUUUCUCGCCGGACGCCGAGGACUCGUCCCGCUACGCUGACCUGUCGCGCCCCGAUGACCCCGCCUGCGCCGUCACGUGGACGUCCCGCGCCAAAGUCAAGCUGGCCGGACUCGGCAGGAUGAGCCGAGGGAUCGUGUCGGACGGCGCCUGGGAAGGACUCAAGUAGUCCGCAUUCCAUCACUUCAGCGCCCCCUUUCUCCAACGACGUGUACUACUGCCAAGACCGCCGGAGCCCCUUACACAGCGGCAGUAAAAUAAACUGCCUUUUUCCAUCUGGUUUCCUGCAUGAACGGCACCCGCAAGAAAUCUUUUUACCCAAUAUCUCACUCAUUUGCCUUUUUUCAUCUUUAGUUUUUUUCACGGCAGUUAUAAUGAUCAAUUCAAUUAUUCAUGGAUUUUAGCUGUUCGCGGUCGGGUCCGGUCCCUACUCCCGCAAAAUGCGGUGUCCACUGUACGUGUUUGAAGAUAAUUGCUGAAAUUGUGCAAAGAGCGACAACUCUGAAGUACUCAAUUGAGGAGCUACAGUGUUAAACUGUUUCUCACCAUUUCCGUUUUCCUGAUUUUUUGGGGUGUGGCUAAAACGGGGCCCGGUGACGCUUUUGGGCGACCGACACGAGUUGGCCCUCGCCCACUUUUUAGAACAACUUCAACGCCUCGGUUCGCAUCAGCGGUUAUCCGGCCCAAUCGCAACGUGCUCGUUAUGCCUACACCCCGAAAAUGCAGCUUCUCUUCUGAUAGCCCGCUGGCGUGGCCGCUUUAGAGCGCCUCGUUGUUGGCUGCGAGUGUGCGCAAAGUUACGUGGUUGUCAGAAAAUUCACGUCCAGUUAUUCGUAUGUCAAGGCACCACGGUACUACGCAAACACCAGCGGGGUGUUUCGUUACUGCAGAAAAUCCUUGGGGUUUAUUUGCAGUAAGGCAUCUAAAUUUGAGAGGCCUUUAGUCUCACGCCGCCAUCACGUAAGCGCAGCGACACGCAUUAAAGCCGCGCUCGCUGCACAGCCGGAAGACAAUGCCGAUUUGUUUUUGUUUGAUGUCGUCCGUUUAUGGCAUCUGGAACAGCAGCGUGUGUGGAAAGAUAAGUACUGUACGUAUACAUGCAACGAUCUCAUGCUGAAUAUUUAUGAUUGUACCACUGGAAACAACUGCCACUAUCGUGUCAAGUGCCUUGAAGCCACAGUAUAACGUAUAACAUUUGAAUGGAUUUAUAGAGUGCUGUUUUUUUUUUCUUCCGCGUGUUGUCUGCUCUCAAGAAUUUUUUAGGAUUUCAUACAAAAUGGAAUGCCACAAUUAGUAGGGGGGGAAAAAAGCAGGUUUUUUUAAUGUUAUGCUUUUGUUUAUGCUUUGCUUUCACGCAAAGACAAAAUAAAGAGUUAAGACAAAGUAUAUUUUGGGUUACUUGAAAAGUUUUAAUUCAUUUUAUUAGCUGAAUAUGCCUUAUUGAUCGCCUUAAAUGCUGUGAAAAUAUCGUUGGUAGAAAACAGACAUUUGUUCUUACUGUUAAAACGUUUCAUUUUACGGCAGCCAUUGAAAUUGUGGCAAAGUCGUGUAAUUCUAUUUUUUUUCUUUUUUUUUUUAAAAGGUCGUUAGGGGUUACCUGUUUAAUAUGGAAAAAAAAUGAAAUUAUCCUAAUAUAGCAGUUUUACGGGAAAAAAUAAAAUAGUGUUGAAUUACGUUUGAAUUAGUUUGAAGAGAUUCUAAUGUUCUAACCCUAACCACCCCAAAAUUCUUAAUUGUACCAAAAUAUUUUCUAUUUACCAUAAAAAAAAUUAUUUUAUGAACAUAGCAGUUUUGAGAGUAUUUAUCUACAAUAUAGACAAUUUUCAGAAAUUCUAUAAAAAUAUUGUCCAACUGAUAAACAACUAAAUUCUCAUGAUACAGACAAUAAGAAUUAAAAAAAACUUUAAAUUAUAUUAAAUCUGUAUGAUUUCCCAAAAAAAUGAACGUGAGAACAGGUUUUCAUUUUUUGUGAAAUUUUCUGUCGAAUGAAUGGAAAAAGCCGUAUAAUUAUAACUUUUGUUAUUGUCAUCUUGUGUGUUGUAAUGUUUUAAGUGAUGCAGCCAAGGAUGUGCGUGUAAAUGCAAAAUUGCAUUUAUGGAGCAGAUUUCAGCUCUUUUCUUUUAAACACUGAUGUUAAUAAAUAAAUAAAAAAAAAAAACAUGAACCCCCGUCACCACCACUACUUCAUAAAAAAAAAAGAAAAAAGAGACCACUGCAUUCCUUUUUAGUAAAUAUUUAAUUAUUUAGUUAUGCUACUUCCUGCCCCACGGACGUAGUUGUCAUAGUACGACAAACACGCGGAACAGGAAGGAAUAUUAUAAAAAGUUGGAAGAAGGAUACAAAAGUUCCCCAAAGCCCAUAAAUAAAACUUGACAUUUCACAACUUUCGGCUCUUAAAGGGGAUUGACAAAUACUCAAAACACAACAUGAACAGACGCGUGCGUUCGGUUGCUGCGGGGGGAUAAAAAAAAACAAAAAAACAUCACGAUUACAAGCAUGAGACGAGGGAUGGGCGUAAUAAUCAAUCGAUUAAUCGAUCAAUUAGAAUUCUAAACACCCGCCAUAAACUUUCUUAAAAAGAUAAUAUACUUUUCAUCAUUUAGCUACAUGCUAAAACUCACUGUACACUUUGUACAAGUAGAUAUACAGUAUUUGAUCUUAUUUGUGCAAAAAUCAGCAAGAUACUAUUUAGUAUGGAUUUUUCCCUGUGGCCACGGUCGUGGUUGUGCGCAAUGCAGGGACAUGUUGAAAUGCGCCUCAUUUGAAGCCCUUUUGCAGCGAAGGUAAACAACGUUAGGAUGUCGUAUCGUAUUUGGAGACUACGGGCCGAAAGGAAACGUCUAGAACCUGAAUAGGUCGAUGAAGUGUUGCGGGGAAAUGGGCACAAGGCAGCUGUCCGGGUCGUUGGCGGUGCACGGGUGGCCACAGUCCUGCCAAAACAGAAGCAGAAUAUUAUUCGAUUCAGAAAGCGCAAACAAGAUUUUACCACACGCUCACAAAAUGACCACGAAAUGGCAUGAAGGCACAGUGACGCCAUAAUCAUUAACUGGUACAAACAA